Suillus fuscotomentosus is the source of this 1310-nucleotide messenger RNA. RefSeq lists its product as uncharacterized. The record is from RefSeq and is a predicted model, not a curated record. The coding region runs from base 62 to 1000 and encodes 312 amino acids. NCBI's taxonomy places the organism in Eukaryota, Fungi, Basidiomycota, Agaricomycetes, Boletales, Suillaceae. The transcript is spliced from 3 exons.
GCACAUUCCAAAGUAUUUCCAGUCUCACUGUCAGUAGAAAAAUUGACCCCAUAGCUGCAAUAUGGCCCGUCUUGAUCCCGCUUCAAGCGACGAUGAUGCUCCGGAAGCAGUUUCUCACUCUAUUUCCAAACGGAAUGCCAAGCGAGAGAAGAAAACCCUUCGUGACUUUGAGGCAGAAGAAAACGCGCGGAAGAAGGCACAAAACCGGGAAAGAGAUCGGAAAUUGAAGGAGCGGGCGGUUGUCACGCGUCUGGGGAAGCUCUCAGAUAAUACAAUGCAGAAGGGAAAGCGGAAAGUUCCAAGGGAAUCUAAUAUCGAAAGUGAUGGGUCCUCCGGUCAGGAGGAUGAUGUUCCUAAGGAUAACAGGUUGGAAAUGCGAAUGCGCCGCGCAAUGGAGGACGCUGCUACUGAAAUUGACGACGGAGAUGACGGGAAUGGCGACGGUGAGCUAGAAAAUUUGAUGGACAGAGGAUCAAGCGAAAGUGGAAUAGAUGAAGAGAUGGCAGAGUUCAAUGCCGAAAGCGGAUCAGAUGAGGAUGAGGAGAUGGCGAGUGGCAGUGAGGACGAAUCAGAAGACGAAGAUCGGCCUCCGUUAACGAAGUCAUCGGCCAAAGGACAAUAUCUGGAAGAUACACUUUUCGCGUCUGCAUUUGCUUCGCAAAGUGCGCAUGCAAUGGCAGAUUCUACUGCAACCAAGGCACUACAAAAAGUGCUACCAUCAAGAAAACGGCAACGACGGCCACUUGCGCGUGCCAAAGACAUUCUUGUCGGAACUCGUACCAUCCGUACCCUGCCCGAUUCACUUGGGUCCAAAGUUCGUUCGACAGCUCACACCAUCCCAUCACAAAAAAUACGCAAAUUUAUCGAUCAAAGUCUUGCUAUUAAAGGUCGGUUGGCGUCUGCUAAAGCAAAAGCACGAGGAUGGGAGAGACGGCCAGCGAAUGUCGGUGUAAUGAAAUGGACUGGAGCACCUUCUGGUUUUGUUCGCGAUAAGCAAUAAUGCAACGCGCCUACUAGUUGCGACAAUUAAACCCAAAGACGAAGCUCCGAAUGGCGAUCGAUUAGGGCACCUGUUACAUUCAGGAAUCUCAUGGAGAGGGAUAUCUCACGACUGUUCAUCUGAGAUGGAAGACGUUGACUAGUCAUUCGCAGUGACCGUUGUAUCCGAGAGAUUUACUCAGUAGCUUCUUCGUGCAGACCUUACUGGAGGCUUGGACUUACAAUGAUUCCAAGUAGAAGCGUAGCUAGUAAGUUACAAUUGUUUCGAUAAAUUCGUGGAAAUGGAAAACUGAUGACGGCCGUCCACCCUC